AAUGAUUCUAAAGACUCCUAAAAUGAAUGGUCAGUUUCUGAAUAGUUACAGCAUAAAUAGAGUAUUUGGGUAUUUACAGUCUAGUCUACAACACUCGUUUUGUGUUGACGAGUUUGUAAAAUCUGAAAGAAAAGUCCAUUAUUGGUUAAAAACACUAAUGGACACUAAAAUAUUUGUGAUUAUGUACAGAAAAUAUGAUGUUUUAAAAUAUCUUCCAAUUAAGGUUGCCUUAAAAUCAGUACAUUUGUUUAUUUUUUAAUAACCCCCUACACUAGCAAAGGAUUCUUUGGUUUUUACCAAAGAUCCAGGCAUAGAACAUGACAGAUUCCAUUUUGCAAAACCUGCAAUAAUUUCCUUUAAUCAAUGACGUAACUUUAAGAGUAACAUGCAAAGUUUACCACAUUGUUAUGUGUCAACCAGCUUCAAAUAGAGAAUUAGGAAAAUAGAUAAAAAUAAGAUAUAUAGAUUAGAAAAGCUAAAAACUGAGGAAACAAAGCACAGUUUGUUAUUUAAAUAAGAUGCAGCAUUUAGAGGUAUUGUUUCAGUUUAACUGCUUGACAACUGAACCAGCUCAAGGAUGCCAUCUUGUGAGAACAAGAUGAAGAACUAGUGCAUGUUAUUAUGGUCAAGUGAGACUGAUGGUGUAGUUCAGCAAUGCCAGCUGUUGUAUCACUCACACUUCAAAAUAAAAUGAAAAGAAAGCCAAAGGCUCACUAUUUUAUUACCCAGACGUAUUACCUAAAAAGAGUAUUUUUUUUUUAAUCCCACCUGAUAACCUAAAGUUAUAGCAUGCUUUCAACAUUGAUUUAUCUUUGUGAGAGAACCAAAACACAUGUUCAGGCAGCACAUGGCUUUUUUUCCCGAUCAAGUCUGCCAUGGGACUGACUGGCUGCAAAGCUUUCAGUUCCACUUGAGCAGGAAAAACCCAGAAUCUGUGGACUAUAUUUAGCAAUCAUGCAGUUUCUAAGGGGAACCAGGCCCUACCAGAACCAUUUCUUCUUGCGUUCCUUCAUUUUAAAUCAACAGAAAGCUAGAUUUUGUUUUUAAGAUGUAUUAGUCUUUGUGUUGCACAGAAACUAUUGGGAAAGAAACAGAAAAGUAAUGGUUUAAAGCCUCUAAAACAGCCUUCAAUACCAUACCAGAAUAAUCCAGGGUUCUUUAUUUUGGGCCUAUUGUACGUUCAUAAACUCAUUUUGUCCUUGGAAAUCAAAGCAUGACAUUCCUUUAUACUUUCAACAUUAAUCAUUAACCACACAGAGCAUUAGCAGGCUCAAUUCAGUACACACUGGCCAGACUAUUUUGAACUGGGUGGUGUAAAUCAAAUAAAGAUAAGGGUUUGACUCCACAUAACUCUCGGCCUCUUUCUAAAUGUAUCGGAUGAUGCAGUUACACAACUGCACUGUUCAACCCACCUUGGUUCAUCAUAUAAACUCACAUCUCACAGUGCUGCAGUGCACACUGCUUCCACUUGUUUGCCACCACAGCAAGUAAACAGCCGACCACAUCCAACGGGAACCAUGCAGUCUGCCGAUGCCAAAUUCAAGAGAAACAGCCUGUUCCUGGCUCUGAGACGAUACAGCUCAGCUGUCAGUGAAAUGGAGCAGACCAUUCUUCUACCAAGCCUGCUGAGAGACAUGCCCUCAGACGAGGUGUGGGACUGUGAAGCUGCAGAAGAGACCUGCAAAGACCUGUACAGCAACUACUUGAUGCUCAAAGCCAUACGGACCACAGUGGAGAGCGGCCUAAUUCCCCUGGACGAUCACAAGGCCAAAAACAACAUAGCACUGAACAAGACCCUGGAGCCUCUCUUGGACACAGAUCCUGAAGCCCUCUUCCGCUUCCACGUGAGAGGACUGUUUUCUGUGAUGAGUGACCUCACCAAGAAGACGCAGACUCUCACUGAGAAAUACAUGGACAUUAUUGGGGUGGCAAAUUAGUCACAAAACCUAAGAUAUGUGGACAUCUGUUUUUAAGAGAGUCAUCUAAGACACCCAAGCAUCGCAAAUGUCUGAAAUGUUUACAUUCAGUGACCCCAGACUUCUAACCUAAUGAAUAAGGAAUAAAUAUGCAUUGUCAAAAUUAA
This is a messenger RNA of Pelmatolapia mariae (spotted tilapia), 2083 nucleotides long. It is a transcript of the gene thrsp, whose product is annotated as thyroid hormone responsive. Gene Ontology annotation, cellular component: cytosol. Lineage: Eukaryota; Metazoa; Chordata; Actinopteri; Cichliformes; Cichlidae. Gene Ontology annotation, biological process: regulation of lipid biosynthetic process. The transcript has a single exon. The coding region runs from base 1518 to 1937 and encodes 139 amino acids. The record is from RefSeq and is a predicted model, not a curated record.